AUGAAUAACAGUUCCGAUUUUAUUAAUUGGUCUGAGCCCCAUUGCUCUAAAGAUGCCCUCACAGAUACGUAUGGCUGGGUUAUGCAGUUUCUUCUUGCUGUCUUAGCAUUUACUUGUUUAAUAGGUAAAAGGUUUUGCGAACCCCGUUACGCGCGGAGACCUUGGCUCAUUUGGUUUUAUGACACAUCAAAGCAGGGUCUAGGUGCUCUUAUAAUACACGCAGCUAAUGUUUGGCUCUCACCACACAUGACUGGCAACCCUUGUACAUGGUACAUAGUCAACUUCAUGUUGGACUCUACACUGGGUCUGCUUAUAAUAUGGGCUGGCAUCAGACUAGCACAGUAUUGUGCUAGAGUUUAUGAUAUACCACUUAUUAAUUUUGGUGAAUAUGGUAAGCCUCCAAUGUGCGCGGCGUGGAUUUGCCAGUGCGUGCUAUACGCCGCACUAGCGACGUUCGCCAAAUCAGUGUUGGCGCUAGUGUUGCGCCUACCUCCCAUAGUCGCCGUGCUAUCCACACUGAAAUUAUCACCCGUGUCCGACCCGAGACUCGAACUCGCAGUUGUGAUGCUCAUCAUACCAUUUUUUAUUAAUAUUUUGAUAUUCUGGGUGACAGAUAACUUUUUAAUGUAUCGGCCAAGAGGAGUAAGCUCCAAAAUAAAGACUAAGGUACGGUACCAGUCAAUAAAGAAAGAGAAGUCAGGAUCUGAAGACGAGGAGCAGUCAGCAGACGAACGGCUGCUGGGAGCGAGCGUAUGA
Messenger RNA from Melitaea cinxia (Glanville fritillary), 756 nucleotides. RefSeq names its product store-operated calcium entry regulator STIMATE-like. The record is from RefSeq and is a predicted model, not a curated record. Bases 1 to 756 code for a protein of 251 amino acids. The transcript is spliced from 6 exons. Lineage: Eukaryota; Metazoa; Arthropoda; Insecta; Lepidoptera; Nymphalidae. Gene Ontology annotation, cellular component: membrane.